AUGCGCCGCGCAAUGGCGGAAGCCGAGCUUGGCGAUGAUGUUUUCGGCGACGACCCAACACUUAACCGCCUUGAGGCAAUGGCAGCCGAGCGAUUGGGCAAGGAGGCUGCCGUUUUCGUCGCAAGCGGCACGAUGGGCAACCUCGUCUCUAUUCUGACCCACGCGGGACGCGGUGAUGAAAUCAUCAUCGGAGACAAGGCGCAUAUCUUCCGCAGCGAGGCGGGAGGCGCUUCUGCGCUAGGCGGCGUUGCAUAUAACACGCUGCCCAACGACCAUCGCGGCAUGCUAGACCUUGACGAACUCGAAGCCGCUAUCAAGCCAGCCCAACGUCCACUUCACCCGUACCGCGAUGAUAGGCUUAGAGAAUACUCACAACGCCUGUGGAGGCGCGCCCUUGACCGCAGACGAUACGGCGGCAGUCGCCGAAAUCGCCCACCGGCAAGGCGUCCCCCUGCACGUUGA
Messenger RNA from Geodia barretti, 462 nucleotides. The record is from the annotation of a GenBank genome assembly. NCBI's taxonomy places the organism in Eukaryota, Metazoa, Porifera, Demospongiae, Tetractinellida, Geodiidae.